AUGGAGUACUGUUUGAAGGACAUGUCUGAGACGGAAAGGCUGAAGCGGACGACAUUCAUAGCAGUGUUAAUCUCCACCACAGCCGUGUUGUCCUCUGUCGUUACGCUACCAUUAGUGUACAAUUAUGUACAGGCAAUGCAAACCCACAUGUCGAGUGAAUUGGACUACUGUAGGGCGAAAACCCGAGAUUUAUGGGUGGACGUGUUUGCAGCGCAAGAUUCAUUGAAUAUUCAUCGGGCACAGUCACUUUCAGAGAAAGCGGAAUCAAGAGUGCGAAGGGAAUGGUCAUUUGGGCGUUGGAUCGAGAAAGGAGAAAGCAAUGAAUAUGAUGGUAGCGCUUCUUCCUCCACUCGUCCUUUGGGCUAUGAAGAUGUGAAAGUCACAGGAGUUGAGCAGGGAGCUUGCUGCACCUGUCAGCAAGGUCCAGCGGGCCCUCCAGGACCUCCCGGGGACGAUGGUUCGGAUGGUCUCGAUGGACAUCCUGGACGUAACGGCAAACCUGGUAGAAAUGGAGUUGUUCUACCGGCUCUUGGUGCACCACCAGAGCCUUGUAUAAUCUGCCCAACUGGACAACCUGGAUUACCCGGAGCGAUGGGACCUAAAGGACCUCCAGGUCCUCGUGGUAGCCCUGGAAUACCUGGAAGCAACGGAAAGAAGGGUGAACCAGGUAUUAUCGGGCCUCAUGGACCUACCGGUAGACCAGGAAGGCCGGGAGCCAAGGGUCCUAAGGGUGAACCCGGAAGAGUUAUACUGGUUGCCGGACCUGCCGGUCCGCCUGGAACUCCGGGUGAACCCGGUCCGCGUGGACCGAAAGGUGAAAAGGGAAGAGCAGGGCUCCCAGGCAUAGCUGGACAACAAGGCGCUCCAGGAGACCGUGGGAAUUCCGGAACACCAGGUCGACCAGGACAAAAAGGGGAACGCGGCAUACCCGGAGAACCUGGAGUAAAUGGAUCCUGCGACCACUGUCCCACACCAAGGCUACCACCGGGAUAUUGAUAAUUUUUUACGACUUACUAUGUAAACUUAAUAUAUCUGUACAGCUCAGGCAAAU
This is a messenger RNA of Cylicocyclus nassatus, 1051 nucleotides long. NCBI's taxonomy places the organism in Eukaryota, Metazoa, Nematoda, Chromadorea, Rhabditida, Strongylidae. The record is from the annotation of a GenBank genome assembly.